Messenger RNA from Anthonomus grandis grandis, 2323 nucleotides. RefSeq names its product glutaredoxin domain-containing cysteine-rich protein CG12206-like. The record is from RefSeq and is a predicted model, not a curated record. The coding region runs from base 282 to 1808 and encodes 508 amino acids. The transcript is spliced from 8 exons. Lineage: Eukaryota; Metazoa; Arthropoda; Insecta; Coleoptera; Curculionidae. Gene Ontology annotation, biological process: sensory perception of sound.
AUUUUUCUUAGUACUCGAGCGGCAACCGUCGGUUUAAUACCGUUAAUCUAUAGACGCGUUUUUUUUUUGGAAAAGUUACUUUUUUUUGUGACUUAUGCUCUGAGAUUUCGGUCACUAAAUUAAUGAAUGCGUACAAUUAAUUCAUAAAGAUUGUGCCGCAACGCAGCUGUUCCUGGUAACGGAAAACGAGCCGAUGGUGUUGAUGUUUUUAACAUAAAAGUGAAUGCACAAUUUUAAGUGGAUGAUAUACUUAGAGUUAUUGAUGAAUUCGUAUUUAAACAAUGUCCGAACACCAAGAGCCAGUCACCUGUGUACCGCCACCGCUUCCACCUAAGACCAAGAGAUAUCACGCCGUUACAACGGACAGAGACAUAGUAAUCAGUGCUCAUUCUAACCGCAACAAUUCGACGGUCAACCUCAAUACGGUCGACGUGAAUGUGCCCGGUUUCCGCGAGUUAACGUAUUCAUGCGAAAAUAGUGGUGAGAGUCACGUUGUUAAGAUCCGAAUUAGUCCGGAAGUGGUAGGGGGUAGUGACGGAACAGUGUGUUGCAGUGAAGAGGGUGGUGAGAGGGAGCUAUGUUCUAAGUUGGAUAGUGGAUGCAGCAUAAGAAUAUCUGUUAACAAUAAUACAAUGGUCGAUACGGCUGAGAGGUCUAACCUACCCCAUUACUUUUUUAAUCAAUUUGGAGGACUUAUGAGCAGUGGACAAAUAAGUCCGAGUGACACGUUAGACUCAGGGACCGGCAGCGAUUUGGAUGGGACUCCUCCACCUUUUAUGAAAAAGAAAAAUUCUGUUGGGGGAGUGAGUGUUACUGUUAUUGGUUCCCACAAAAAGGCGGCAAGUGUCAGUAGCGGAGCUGAGGUAGACAGCGACGAUAGCGAAAGUCACAGCAGUGAAAGUAGCAUCAGCUGCGAUUCGCUAAACUAUAGAAAACUGUUUUCUACGGGGAAAAAUAAAGCAAGGGAAAACAUCUCUGUUAUGCCUUUAAACUUAUUGCAGGAUAUUCGACAAAGAAAAGAAUCUCAAUCUCCCAGCCUGGUUGAUGAAAAAUGCUAUGAAGAGCGUCAAAAGGAGAACUCUACCUUAGCCAAAAAAGAUACAGAAAUACACUCAGACAGUUUUCUUAAAUUCCAUUUGAAUGAAAAGGAUAUCGAAGAAGACAUUCUACCUCGAACUUUGGUGAUUGAAGAUGAAACAUUUGCAGGAUACAAAGACCUGUUAGCAGGGGAAAAGUCAGGCACUAUUAGAAGUGCCAAAGGCACAGUGAGAGGCGUGAAAAAUAGAGUCAGGGCAGGCAUUGCCACGUUUUUACAAAUUAACUCAGCAGAAAAGACCUACAAAGCAAAAGACUCUGGAAAAGUGGUCGUUUAUACCACCACCAUGGGUAUAAUAAGAGAGACUUAUCAAGCAUGUAUGAAAGUAAAACAGAUACUCAGAACAUUACUCAUAAAAUUUGAGGAGAGAGAUGUUUUCAUGAGUACAGAUUAUCAGAACGAAAUUAGGGAGAGAAUGAAAUCUGAUCAAAUUUUGGUGCCCCAAGUGUAUAUCGAUGGACAGCAUUGUGGUGAUGCCGAAACUAUUGAAAAGUUAAAUGAAUCUGGAGAGCUUCGAAAAAUUCUAAAACCUUACAAGAGUCCAGACGCUUGCUCAACCUGUCAAGUCUGCGGAGGUUACAGACUUUUGCCAUGUGGAAUUUGCAAUGGAAGCAAAAAGUCCGUCCACAGAAACCAUUUUACGACAGAAUUUGUAGCACUUAAAUGUAUGAACUGUGACGAAAACGGGCUCGUCAUGUGUAGCAACUGUUAGUUUAAGGCAAUAUCUAAAGGCUGAUUUAUUUAAAAUAAUUUGAUAUUAUCAUAAAUCGCUUUCAUGGAAAAAACCGUUGCUGGCAAAAGCAUUUUGAAAGUAUACGCACAAUGAUACAAUUCUUAAUAUAAAAUAUGAUUAUUUCAAGAAGACAUUUUACAAGUUGCUCCUUAUAAAAUUCUGAUCAUUUACAAUCAUUAUAUUUUGUGUAUAAAGCUUUUAUACUUACAAUAUAUUUUAAAUGUUUCUAAUAUAAAAAAUGGGUAUUAAAAAAAGAAAUACUUGAAGCAAACGUAAGUAAUUAAAAAUUGAAUAUAAAGUUUAUUUUAUUUAGUUUGCAUAAGUGCCAUGGAGAAAAUAAUCUCUAAAAAUAUUAUACAAAAUGAUAUAUACAAAACUAUUUCAUCAUAUUUUAUAGUUGUUAUAUUUUUAUUUAGGUUUAAUUAGUGCUAGUAUGAUAUUAUAAGAUAUAUUUGUUUCUUUUUUUUUUGUAUAAAAUAAAUAUUUUAGUAAUA